AUAUUCACGCCUCAGACCCCUGCCUGGUGUCCCUGUCCCCUCAGAGAGUCCCCUGUCCCCUCAGAGAGUCCUCUGUCCCCCCUCUCCGUCUGUAGUGUGGUUUAGUGAUGUGACGUCAUAUUGAUCUCUGCUGCACAUGUAAGCACCGGUCCAUCUGACGACAUCAGACGCCGCUGUGACGCAGCUCCGUCACCUGACCCCUGAAAAAAAACAUGGUCUAACUUUGUGACGUCACCGCGCAGAGAUCGAUCGCUGAGGUGAAGGUGAGAUCCGGAUCAGAUCCAGAUCCAGAUCAGAUCCAGAUCCAGAUCAGAUCCAGAUUCAGAGCAGAUCCAGAUUCAGAGAGGGGAUGAGAGGAGGAGAUCAACAUCCGGGGAUUUAGAGCUGCAUCCUCCCCCUCCUCUCUCUCUCCAUCAUCCCUCCUCUCUCUCCUCCGCCUGCAUCCUCCCAUCCUGCAGACACACACACACACAGACACACAGACAGACACACAAACACACACACACACAAACACACACACACACACACAGACGGAGGGACGGACAGGUGGAGCUCCAGCUGCAGGUUUGUUUCCGGUUUUUUCUUUGAUUCCUGAUCGAGUCUCUGUGGAGACGAACGGUGUGUGUCCGCGCGCGUGCACGUGUGUGUCGUCAUGUCAGUGUCGCCCGCCCUCGCCGACCUCUCUCGGCUCUAUCAGACGGAGUUCGUGCGGAGCGCCCGGGCGGUCGGCGUCCUCUGGGCCGUGUGCACGCUCUGCUUCGCCAUCAUCCAGGUGGUGGUCCUGGUGCAGCCGUCCUGGAUUGGCACUUCAGACACCCGCCACCAGGGGGUUGGCCAAGCCCCGCCCAGCGGCACUCUGGGACUGUUUGAGGUGUGUGUAGAGUCGGACUGGCCGGUCCCUGAUUGUCGUGGCGGUCUGUCCAGUCUCUCUCCUCUGCCGUCCUUCCAGUCGGUGGCGGUGUUGGUGGGCGUGUCUCUGUGGGCGGUGUGGACGAGCGUCCUGUGUCUGUGUCUCUUCAGGUUCUGCAGCGCCGCAACCGUCUACAAGAUCUGUGCCUGGCUGCAGCUCACUGCAGGUUUCUGUCUGGCGUUGGCCUGCCUCCUGUUCCCAGACUCGUGGGAGAGUCCUGAGAUGAGGGCUCUGUGUGGAGACUCGGUGGGCAGCUUCUCUCCAGGGAACUGUUCUGUCCAUUGGGCCUACAUCCUGGCCAUUCUGGGGAUUCUGGACGCCGCCAUCUUGGCCACGUUAGCCUUUGUCCUCGCUAACAGACAGGAUGCUCUGCUGCCGCCGGACGCCAAGGACGUGACCACAGGUCUGCUGAUGUCAGCGUAGACUCACCAGGUAAGUCUCUUCUCCUUCUUUUCUUCGUCUUCUCUCGUUCUUUUAAAACAAACUUCACUUCCUUCUUGUUUCUUUUCUUCCUCCUCUUCUCCAGGCUGCAUCGAUCUUCACCUCUUCUCCUGAUCUCUCUAUCCGUCGUUUUCAUGCUCUUCAGACGACGAGGAGACGAACAUCAGAAUGAAAAGAGCAAGAGUUUAAGAUCUCUCCUCCUUUUCUUUCCUCUCCUUUCCUCUCCUUUCUUUUCCUUUCUUCUCCUCUCCUUUCCUUUCCUUUCCUUUCCUCUCCUCUCCUUUCCUUUCCUCUCCUGAGGGCAGAUACAUUAUAACCUCUCAGUUUCGGUUUCAACCUGAGGGUCUGAGGGUCUGAGGGUCUGAGGGUCUGAGGGUCUGAGGGUCUGAGGGUCUGAGGGUCUGAGGGUCUGAGGGUCUGGCCAUGUGAUGGUUCUUAUGUGUCAGUAUUAUCACAGUCUGGGUUCAUGGACCCCUCCUGAGAUCUGAUUGGACCAUCCCAGCAGCCACCUCCCCAUCCUCUGACUGUGAUUGGCUGUGACCCUGACCCUGACCCAAAGCUGAAAGUGAACUCCGUUUGGACUCUGAGACGUGGUCCAGAGACGUUGACCGGUCUGCAGCAUGUGUGUUGGUUAGCUAACAUCGCCUUCCUCUGAGUGACAUUAGCAUUAGCAUCAUUCAAACCGCAUGUUUAUCUGCGAGUGUCAGCAGCUCAGAGUCUGGAGGUCACAUGAUGUGUCCGCUGAAGACCACGCGUCUCUGAUGGUGAUCAAUAAUCAAUAAUCAAUAAUUAGAAAUGUAAACAAAGUCCAAUCAGUCCAAAUGAUCCUCAGAGGGUUUCAGGACUCGUGUCAGACUCGCCGGAUCCUGAACCUGUGGAUUACAGUGCCAAACAACCCUCCUGGUUACCAUGGUUACAGCUGUGUGUGUGUACAGGAUGUGAUCAGAGCAGAUUGAAAAUGUCCCUCCUGAGUCUCUGUAUCCGGAGGAGGACACAGUUUUAUAAUUUUGUAGUUUUUGUAGAUCAUGUUUGUACGCAGAUUGUUCUCAUGUUUGUUUGUUUGUAGAGAAUGUUUCCUGCAUGUGUGUCGUAAUAAACAGAGUUACAGACUCACAAACAUCAA
Molecule: messenger RNA, 2474 nt
Organism: Notolabrus celidotus (New Zealand spotty)
Lineage: Eukaryota; Metazoa; Chordata; Actinopteri; Labriformes; Labridae
Gene: lhfpl4b
Product: LHFPL tetraspan subfamily member 4b
Exons: 6
Coding region: 653-1333 (226 amino acids)
Biological process (GO): sensory perception of sound
Cellular component (GO): plasma membrane
Source: RefSeq, a predicted model, not a curated record